AAUUAGUACUACAUCCUACACAACACAACUCAGACUCGCACCUUCUAACUUUCAGGAACCAUGACCGAGCCCGACCCAAAGGGUAACAAGGACCCUCCGGAUCCAACUAMCACGGACCCUCCGGAUCCAACUAAGGAUCCCCCAUCCCCCCAGGGACACUCCAAGUCUUUCAAGGACCUCCCAGCUCCAUUCCAGGGGUUUCCGGCUUCUUUCAAGCACAGUACUCCUAUUAUCGCUAUCGAAAUGGUCGAUCCCGACGUCUCCACCAAUCCCGACCCUAGUACAAAGGACCAGGAUCCAACCCAGGACACUGAUCUAUCCCCACAAGGAUCCACCAAGCCAAUCAAGAAGCACGGCUCCAGGGUCAGAGAUCUGGAAAUAGCCCCGGCCCUUCCACGCUACGACCCCAAGGCCACCCCCCAACCAAGGUCACACCAGCCACCAAAGACCCUCUAAAGAGUCCGGAUACGACUAAAUCUCCUUGGGACCUUCUAGACAGCCCUGACGAGGCUGACUCCUCCGUUGAAGUGGUGGAAGACCGAGCUGUGAUUCCAAAGAAGUCCCCCAAGAAAGUCCUUAAAACAUGCGCUGCCCGACUCCAGCAUAGACUCUCUAGAGGCCCCGGGUUCCCCAAAGUUACAUCAAUCACUAUUACAUGUCCCUCCACUCAUGCACAUUCAUAUUCAGCCUACUAUACAACUUCACAGAUGAAAAACAAAGAAAAAGCAAACAAAAACAAAAAUAAUCAUACGACAACACCGACCCCAUCCCCUCCAGCUGGAUCGAUGCCCCUGGAGGAUGAUGCAUCAAUGUCUCCUACUGAGGAUCAAUCGAUGUCUCCGGAGCCAUCACCUCUGGAGGAAUGGUCUCCGGAUGAGUCUCCGGACGAGGAGUCUCCGGAUGAGGAGUCUCCGGGUGCCGCGUCUCCGGAUGAAUCGAUGUCUGAUGAAUCAUCUCCAGAUGCAUCUCUGGAUGAAUCUUCAGUUCCCCCUUUCGGCAAUUUUCAGGCAGCUUUCAUGUAUAACUUGAAGAACUCCCCCAUCAAGUGCAUAGCUUGGGGGUCCUCUUCCUCAUCUUCAUCUUCCGGCAAGACCAGCAUCCUCCACCAAAAGAAAAAGAAAACAAAGCUUACCGAGGAAGAACCAGUUCAGUCUCAAAAGCGAAUGAUUGAUCCCGCACCUAUGUUAACUGAUUCCGUACUGAAAGCAGACUCCUUAAAUGAUCUAGGAGAUCCAGCACCAAAAGUAGGCGCUCUAAAUGAUCCUAUAGUCAGUGAUAAAUCCGAGGUGAAAGCAUAAAGUGAAGCUAUAGUCCCUAUUGAUACUUCUGAAGUAUCAUUGGGCCCAAAGAACCAGCCCCUUAAGUGUACUCU
Pseudo-nitzschia multistriata is the source of this 1372-nucleotide messenger RNA. Lineage: Eukaryota; Bacillariophyta; Bacillariophyceae; Bacillariales; Bacillariaceae. The record is from the annotation of a GenBank genome assembly.